Messenger RNA from Phoenix dactylifera (date palm), 1419 nucleotides. Lineage: Eukaryota; Viridiplantae; Streptophyta; Magnoliopsida; Arecales; Arecaceae. The record is from RefSeq and is a predicted model, not a curated record.
CGGGUCCGUCACCCAAGCCUCGCUCGGAGCCGCGAGGCCUGGAUUUUUAGCCGCACGAACCGACGUUCGGGGUCGGCCAUACCAGGUGCGAUCCUUUAAUAUACCCCACGUUUGCCCACGGCGAGGGGAAGGUUAGCUUAGCUGCCGACUGCCGAGAGACUAGAGAGAGAGAGAGAGAGAGGUGCGACGAAGUUUGUGGCUGUGUCGGGAUAUCGGAGGCGAUGGCGGAGAACAAGGAGGAAUCGGUCGGGGAGUCGGUGGUGGAGAAGAAAGUGGAGGAGUUCCACCACGAUGACUCAUCGUCCUCGGACUCGGACAACGAGAAAUCGAAGCCGUCCUCCUCGUCUGUCAAGUCCAAGAUAUGCCGCCUCUUCGGCAGGGAGAAGCCCGUCCACACUGUCUUGGGCGGCGGAAAGCCUGCUGAUAUUUUCCUAUGGAGGAACAAGAAGAUCUCUGCCGGUGUGCUUGGUGGGGCCACGGCCAUCUGGGUCUUGUUCGACUUGAUGGAAUACCACUUGCUCGCUCUUGUCUGCCACUGCCUCAUUCUAUCGCUGGCGAUCUUGUUCCUCUGGUCCAAUGCGACCACCUUCAUCAACAAGUCUCCACCUCGCAUUCCUGAGGUGAGCAUCCCUGAAGAUGUGGCUGUGAGUUUUGCGCUUUCGCUGAGAUAUGAGAUCAACAGGGGUUUUGCUGUUCUAAGGGACAUUGCAUCAGGACGCGAUCUGAAGAAGUUCCUCAUGGUAUGUUGCUCGGUCUUUCUUUCAAAUGUUAGCGGAUCUUGGAGUAUUUCAAUGGGUGUUAUACUGUUUGGUAUAUUGGUUUUCCAGGUGAUUGCAGGUUUGUGGGUCCUUUCCAUCGUUGGGAGUUGCUGUAAUUUCUUGACUUUGUUUUACAUAGCAUUUGUUACGCUGCACACGCUACCCGUUCUCUACGAGAAGUAUGAGGACAAAGUUGACUCAUUUGCAGAGAAGGCGAUGACAAAAGUCAAGAAGAAUUAUGCAACGUUUAAUGCCAAGUGUUUGAGCAAGAUUCCAAGGGGGCCUUUGAAAAAGAAGCACCAGUAGGUUCUGACUGUUAGUGUCUAUCUAUGGAUUUUCCAGUGUUCACGUGACUGUUUACUCAUUUUUCUCUGAACUUUCUCUUUGAUGCUGAGUAUUUAUGAUAUGGAUCAUAAAUAUGUUUGCACGAUUUUACCUAAUGUGAGCAUCCUACCGUAUGCCAUUUCUGCUGGUGAUUUGACUGCACCAUUUAUAUGCUAUGAUUAGUUGAUGUUCCCUUUGUGUUUCAUCUCGGUCCUGUAGUGCCCUUAGAUGUCUCCAAGUAGGAUUUAUAGUGAUGCAAGAAGUGGUCUCAGUCCCAGAGCUUGAAUGAGUGUAAACAUGUUUUACAAUAUGAGUCCAGGGUUCGUGCUUCUUCUCA